UUGGUCGAUUCGAAUCGAAAUCGUUCGGUGGGAUUUGUAAGAGGGAAGAAAAGGUGGUGGUAUGAUAUAAUCGGUCGAUAGAAGACACUCGACGCGACGGUCGUUCGGUUGGACCGUUAUCGGGGAAAGUGGCCGCGCGGUUUAAUUCGGUUUUAUUCGCGGUUUAAUCGACUCGUGAAAUGACGAUCGUAAGACACCCUCGAGUAAGUUUCCGGCAAAGGAACUAGUGGAGGGGGGGAGUGAGCGCGAGUGAACAGUGUGCGAUCGGGAAGUGCGAGCGGCUGUGACGAGAAAACUGUGACAAAUGGUUCAACCAGUGCGCACGGAGAACAACAACUCCGCCCUGGACAUGGAGUCGCUCGAGGAGAUGCUCCGCAAGCUCUCGGAACUCGAGCAGCGAGUGUUGGAAGCGGAGGGUCGAGCCGACGAGGCGGAGGACAAGGUACGGAUGAUGGAGGAGCGGCUAGUGAAGGGUGAAUAUUGCUUGAGCACAUCCGGCGUUGGUUCUCCACCGCAUUCGCUGCCGUCGACUUCCGGUACGCAGAAUGACAAGAUCGAGGAUGUCCAUUGUGCUUGUAUCUCGAAGCUAGAGACACAGGUCGAGGAACAGAGGCAGUUACGGCUUCAAGACGCGAGACAGGUCGAGGCGAAAGCCGCGAGAAUAAAAGAAUGGGUGACCAAUAAGCUGAGGGAAUUGGAACAGCAAAACCAGCAUCUAAGGGAACAGAAUAACAAGUGUAACCAACAGUUGGAAUUACUGAGAAAUCACAUAACCAACAUCGGCCUGAAACCACCUGCACCCACGAGAGCGUCUUUGUCCUUGGAAGUAGACCCGACGUUACGCAGACGAUCGGAAAGCUUGGAGGGAACACCGCAAGCUAUACCGGAAAGCGUGCAGAGCUCUGUAGCGGAACCACAAGCCGGCACCAAGCACCGAAGACACCUAUCCGCUUGCGGAACUAUACAACGAGGAAUUACAACCACCAACAUGGACUCAAGCUUACUGUCGGAAGAACUCGCUGCGGCGGUAGAAAAUUUGGUGAUGUUGCCGAAUAUACCUGGAGUCUCGGAGACGAGCAGAGACAGCGGAAGUUCGGAGGCCAUUCACGAUUACGCGGAGAUUUAUACACCGAGUAGAGAAGGGAUGAAUUGGGCUCAAAGCGCGCAGGGUCCUCGACCGCCUACCCCGCCUCUGCACCGAUUUCCUAGUUGGGAGGCAAAGAUAUAUCAAGUAGCGGAUGGUGGGCUUGGCAUCGGCCCACCUACGAACGAGGAAUCCGCACCUUCCACGAUGACCAAUACGACCAGCUCGUCGAAACAUUCCCAAGCGACAGGACACAACUUGACUGCCCACAAUUCUCAAGGCUAUUGCGACAUUUCAGUUCCAGUCUACGCAACAGUCAAAGGGCGAGCCAGUCAAAUUAGAUCCAUGCCUUUUGGCGACAGUUCUGAUGACAGUUCGGAUGGCGAAGAGCAUCCUAAUCAAACGGAAACCAAUACAAGGAUUACCAAUAGUUCAUCGGACAACACAGACUCGUCACUUGGUAGCGGAAGUAGUCCGUCGAAGAGCGUUAAAACUACAAGCAGUCUUAGUCCCGCCAAGAGAAGCUCCAGCGGUUCUCCUAGCAAAAGCGUGAAACGUGACACCUCUCUGGAAUCUGGUUUAUCGGAAGAUUAUGCGAUACCUCCUGAUGCUCUUAGCUCUACCUCCCUUGAAUCUAGCAUGCCUAGUUUGUUAAUGCGAGUCUCUGGUGAGAGUCCAAAACGACAAGAAUCGUUGGAAAAGACAGGCCAUCUCGCAAAACUCGGUGGUAAAUUGAAAACUUGGAGAAAAAGAUGGUUCGUGUUGAAGAAUGGAGUGCUCACAUAUUGGAAAAGUCAAAAUGAUGUAAAUCGAAAGCCUCAAGGUCAAAUUGUGCUGGAUGAAGUGUGCAGGAUAAAUAGGGCGGAAGGUGCGGCCACAUUUGAAAUAGCAACAGGCAAGAAAACGUAUUAUUUAACGGCAGAUUGUAUCGCAACGAUGGAAGAUUGGAUAAGAGUUUUACAAAACGUACAAAGGCGAAAUGCAACGAAACUUUUGCUCAGCAAAGAAGAUAAUAAGCCUACGAUACAGGGAUGGUUGACGAAAGUGAAGAACGGGCACGCCAAGAAAUGUUGGUGCGUCCUCAUCGGAAAAAUGUUCCUUUACUUUAAGUGCCCUAAUGAUACGAAUCCUAUUGGACAAAUAAAUAUGAGAGAUGCUAGAGUAGAAGAGGUCGAACACGUGUCCGACAGUGAUAGCGAGGAAAGGGACGCUGAAUGUCCGCAUGAAAGAACGAUCGGUAUUUUUCCUACUCAUCAAGGUCCUACGUACUUGCUCAUGCCCCAUAAGCAAGAUAAAGACAAUUGGUUAUAUCACUUGACGGUGGUAUCCGGAGGUGGACCUAAUGCAGGAACUCAAUACGAGCAAUUAGUGCAAAGAUUGAUGGAAACCGACGGGGAUCCUAGCUGUGUACUCUGGAGACACCCAUUGUUACUACACACAAAAGAAAAUAUCACUAGUCCAUUGACUAGUUUGACAUCCGAAGCCUUGCAAACUGAAGCCAUCAAGCUUUUCAAGGCUUGUCAAUUGUUCAUGUCGGUGGCAGUAGAGCAAGCAGGCAUAGACUACCAUGUGGUAUUAGCGCAAAACGCAUUGCAACAAUGUAUAGACCAGCCUGAAUUACAAUCUGAAUUCAUAUGUGCAUUGGUAAAGCAGACAAGUCGUCACACUCAACACCGUUUGGGCGUACAGGUAAAAAAGGCCGCCAGACUUGUGUCGCUGGGUACUGCGCGCGUUCAGCUCCUUCUCUGCGCCACGCAAUCGCUGUUCACCUGCGAUACGCAAAGUCCCGCGGCAAAUGGCAGCGGUGAAAAUGCGGACGCACAAUCGACGGCCUCCACUUCUCACAGUCCUCCGCUCAUGCAGGGCCAUUCGACUUCUACGAUUUUGGACUGCAAAACUAAUCCCGCCCAGUACGUUCUUAUCCAGGGAUGGCAGCUGCUCGCGCUUGCCGUUUCUCUAUUCCUACCAAGAAAUAAUCGAUUACUCUGGUACCUGAAGUUACACUUGCAAAGAAAUGCGGAUACCAAAACGGAAUGCGGCAAAUAUGCAGCUUAUUGUGAAAGAGCAUUGGAAAGAACGCUUCAAAAUGGUGGAAGAGAGGUGAAGCCUUCGAGAAUGGAAGUUCUAUCAAUAUUAAUGAAAAAUCCUUACCACCAUUCCUUACCACACGCAAUACCAGUUCAUUUUUUGAACGGCACGUAUCAGGUUGUAAGCUUUGAUGGUAGCACAACAAUAGAAGAAUUUCUAAAUACUUUAAAUCAAGAAAUUGGUUGCCGAGACGUUCAUCAAUCAGGUUUCACGUUAUUCAGUGACGAUCCGAUUGAAAAAGAUCUUGAACACUUCAUUGAUCUUCAAGCAAAACUUUGUGAUAUAAUCUCCAAAUGGGAAACUGCAUUGAGAGAAAAGGGUUCGGGAAAAUUCGAAAAUACCAGAGUAAUACAAUUAACGUAUAAAUCGCGAUGUUAUUGGAGACAGGCAGCUAAAAUGGAAACCGAUAGAGAAAGACUUCUUCUUUGUUAUCAAGUAAAUCAACAAGUCGUACAAGGAAAAUUUCCGGUAAAUCGAGAACUUGCAUUUGAACUUGCGUCAUUAAUGGCACAGAUCGAUUUUGGAGAAUAUAACAAUGACAAAGCUCGAGGGAGUGGCCCAGGAAGUAAUCCGCAUCAUUUGGUGCUUCAAGCUUUGGACAAAUUUUAUCCCGUACGAUAUCGAACAAAUAUUACUGCCGAACAAUUGAGAGAAUUGCAAGAGAAAUUGCAAGAAAAGUGGCUUGCAUUAAAAGGUCGUAGUGUAUUAGAUUGUGUACGCAUAUAUCUAACUUGCACUAGAAAAUGGCCUUUCUUCGGAGCUACACUUUAUCAAGCAAAGUUAAAGCAAACUGAACCAAUAACCGUAUGGAUAGCUGUUUCCGAAGAUAGUGUUAUACUAUUAGAAUUGCAAACAAUGGCAGUGAUGUGCCGUUAUAAUUAUGCGAAUAUAGUUACAUUUGGAGGAUGUUUGGAUGAUUUCAUGCUGGUUGCUUGUUCUGAUGAAGGUGCAGCUGAACAGAAACUCUUGUUUGCACUUUCGAAACCUAAGAUUUUGGAGAUAACAUUAUUAAUUGCCGAUUAUAUGAAUGCCUUGGGACACACUUUACCUGGUACUCCACAAAUGAAUACAUUAACUCGUAAUGGAUCUCACAGAUCCAUAAAAUCAACCCUACGACCCACAACUGGUUCAGGCUGUCUUCCAACGCAACCAGAUAUUUUAAAAUCUACGCCAGAUCACCAAAGACCUUAAAAAAAGACUGGUCAAUGGG
This is a messenger RNA of Apis dorsata (giant honeybee), 4382 nucleotides long. RefSeq lists its product as uncharacterized. The transcript has 21 exons. Gene Ontology annotation, cellular component: cytoskeleton. NCBI's taxonomy places the organism in Eukaryota, Metazoa, Arthropoda, Insecta, Hymenoptera, Apidae. Bases 305 to 4363 code for a protein of 1352 amino acids. The record is from RefSeq and is a predicted model, not a curated record.